GGGAGUUUGUGUAUAAUUUUCUGUUAAUAAUUAACCUUCGUCACUGGUAUUUGUAACAUGGCCGCUGGAGGCUCUUUGUCACGGCUCGUAUAUCCUGCGUGCGCUUUUGUCAGUAAAUAACAGUUUGUAUUUGGAAGGGAGGGGAGCAGUUUGUCUUCUUUCACUUUCGGCUGCAGCCGCGGCAGUGAGCGGGGGAGAGGACGGCGAUGGCCAGCGUCUCGCUGGCCCGGGACACUCUGUGCUGCCCAAUCUGCCUGGAGCUGCUGAGCGAGCCGGUAACGGUGCCGUGCGGCCACAGCUUCUGCCGGGCGUGCAUUGGCCGCCACUGGGAGGUGCAACAGCGAGGCGCCGGCGGCUGCAGCUGCCCGAGCUGCCGGCGCAGUUUCGAACCGCGACCCUGGCUCGGCACCAGCACGCUGCUGGCCCAGAUCGUGCGCUCCCUGGCGCAGGCUUCGCCACCGGCCGCCGGGCCCGGGGACGUUCCGUGCGACUCGUGCCCGCGCCAGCAGCCGCUGAAGGCAGAGCGCUCCUGUCUGCAGUGCCAGGCCUCCUUUUGCCACAGUCACCUGCAGCCGCACCGCCAGAGCCCGGCUUUCCGCCACCACCGCCUGGCACUGCCGCUCCGUGACCUGAGCCUGCGCCGCUGCCCCACGCACGGCAAACCGCUGGAGAGCUAUUGCCGCACCGAGGGCCGCUGCGUGUGCUGGGUGUGCGCCCUGCAGGAGCACCGGGAGCACCAGGUCAGCACUGUGGAGGAGGAGGCGGCUCGCAGGCAGAAGCUGAUCAUGCAGCGGAAGAGGGAACUGGAGGAACACUUACAAAGCACGGCCAACGAGAUUGGAAAGUGGAUUGAGAACAUUGACUGUAUCAAGGAGUCCACUCAGCGGGUGAAGGGCGACACCCUGGCCAAGUUCGGCGAGGUUUUUUGUGCCGUGGAGGCGGCGCAGAGGGAGGUAGUGGGCCUUAUCGAGCGCGAGCGGCAGGCCGAGCUGAUCCGGGCUGAGUGCGCGCGGAAGAAGCUGGAGCGGAAGUGGACUGAGCUGAGACAGGAGAAGGUGCGGCUGGAGGCUCUGUCCCAGAUCGACGACAGCAUCGCCAUCUCGCAGGAGUAUCUGGAUUUUAAUGAGAUUGCAGAGAAUCCUGCCACACCACCUUUAACGACCAAUCUGGACAGUAAACUCAUCAAGGUGGAGAGAGCCGUGUCCAGACUCUCCGCUCUGAUCAAGGAUCACGUCCAGACCACUUGGGCAAAGAACCUGGAGAACAUUAACUCAACAGAUAUGGAGGAAAGCAGUCUGAACCCAUCGGUGAGUGCAGCCGUCCACGAAAAUCCAAUGCUUCCCGAAAUGCGGAGUCGGGAGGAACUCCUGCAGCAUCGCUGCCAGCUUUCACUGGACCACAAAACAGUGCAGAAGGAGCUGUGCCUGAGUGACAGCAACCAGCGGGUGACCAACAUCUACCCGCGGUCGGAGGAGUACGAAUCCUGCCCUGAGAGGUUCGACGUGUGCUCCCAGGUGCUGUGCUGCGAGCCCCUGAGCAUCGGCCAGUUCUACUGGGAGGUGGAGCUGAACGACGGUGACGCUAUGAUCGGGGUCACCCACGCCCGGAUCCGCCGCAAGGGCUCGGACAAUUGCUGCAUCCUGGGCCGCAACCCCUACUCCUGGUGUGUGGAGUUCUGGUACAACAACGUCUCGGCCUGGCAUGACAACGAGGAGACGAGGCUGCAGGUGGGGAGGUAUGGGCGGAUUGGGGUGUGCCUGAACUGCCCGGCGGGCAUCCUCACCUUCUAUGGAGUGGCUGAGCAGAUUGCCCUCAUCCACCAGUUCCACGCCUCCUUCACUGAACCCAUGCACCCGGCCUUCUGGGUCUACUGUGAUACCACACUCAGCAUCUCCCAGUGCCCCUGAACUCUGACCCCCCCCCAAACCAGGGGGCCUUUUGCGGUGGAGCACUUUCUGAAGGACAAACACGGCAGCCAGCUGACUCUCCUUCUCCUGCAAUCUGUGGUAUGAGAAUCUGGUGCAGGUGCUACAAGGACGCCUCUGCUAUCCCGGGGUUUUCCUCAUUUCAUCUUCAACAGUGGCAGUAAAGACGGACAAUGCUGUAAAUUCUCAGCAGGUCAAGCAGCAUCUCCAGCGAGGGAAGCCAGGUUAGGUCGCUGAGAGGACUGGGGAGAGAUGGAUAGGAUGAAAUGAAUAUCUCCAAUAGGAUGGGUUAAUGUGGCAUUUAGAAGUAGAUUACUUUUACAAAUGUGUUAAAGUGUUCCUUGUGGAACUGUAGUAGGGCGUGCCCAAUAGGUCAGACGAUACUAGGAGAGAGAGCACAAUAGAUGGUGUAGAUGCUGAAAGGGGCAGUUCUGAUAUAGGGAGAGUGAGAGCAAGUUGGAAAAUCCGACAUUGAGCCCGAAGGCUGUACCAGGCCCAGACGGAGGAUGAUAGACUUUUCUACAUACGAGGGGCCAUUCUGCAUCUUUGUGCUGGGCCUUACCGUGUCAGUGCAGAAAGUAACUGAUUUCUGGCACAUUUUAUUGCCCUCUGUUGCUGAAACUUUGCUGAGGCUUAGAGGCGAAGACACUGGAGGUGAUGUUGGGUUUUCCUCCUUGAAUCUGGAUCAGGUUUAUUCCCACUGACUCGUAUGUUUUGAAGUCAGUUGUUGUGCUGCAGCCGUACAGUGCAAAGACACAGAAUGACUGUGAACUACCAAAUAAACGAUGUAACAAAUAACCAUAAGACCAUAAGACAAAGGAGCAGAAGUCGGCCAUCUGGCCCAUCGAGUCGCUCUGACAUUUUAUCAUGAGCUGAUCCAUUCUCCCAUUUAGUCCCACUCCCCCGCCUUCUCACCAUAACCUUUGAUGCCCUGGCUACUUAGAUACCUAUCAAUCUCUGCCUUAAAUACACCCAAUGACUUGGCCUCCACUGCCACCCGUGGCAACAAAUUCCAUAAAUUCACCACCCUCUGACUAAAAAAAUUUCUUCGCAUCUCUGUUCUGAAUGGGCACCCUUCAAACCUUAAGUCAUGCCCUUUCGUACUAGACUCCCCCAUCAUGGGAAACAACUUUGCCACAUCCACUCUGUCCAUGCCUUUCAACAUUCGAAAUGUUUCUAUGAGGUCCCCCCUCAUUCUUCUAAACUCCAAGGAAUACAGUCCAAGAGCGGACAAACGUUCCUCAUAUGUUAACCCUCUCAUUCCCGGAAUCAUUUUAGUGAAUCUUCUCUGUACCCUCUCCAAUGUCAGCACAUCCUUUCUUAAAUAAGGAGACCAAAACUGCCAAGUGAGGUCUCACCAGUGCCUUACAGAGCCUCAACCAGGUAGUAUUGGUGGGUUUAUUAACCUGUCAGAAAUUUGAUGGCAGAAGGUCGUAGUCAGAGAUUCAUAAAAGCAUGCCCUUUGGGCUGGGUACCUUUGAUGUACCCAGUCCUAUCGACCUGCACCUGCCUCCUAGCCCUCUAUACCCACCCAUGUACUUCUGCCAUAUACUUCUCUUAAAUGUUGAAAUUGAAGCCACAUUCACCACUUCUGCUGUCAGCUUGUUCCACACUCACCAGCUUCUGAGUGAAGUUGCUGCACUUGGCUGCCCCCGGUAGUAGAUGUUCGCCUCUCCGACUGGAGGCCUGUGACUUUUUGCAGUGCCGCAGGGAUUGGUGCUGGGUCUGUUGUUUGCCGUCUCUAUCAGCAACUCAGUUGAUGAUGUGGUUAUCUGGAUCAGCAAAUUUGCAGAUGACACCAAGAUUGCGGAUGUAGCGGGCAGUGAGGAAGACUGCCAUGGCUUGCAGGGGGAUCUGGAUCAGCUGGGAAAACUGGGAUGAAAAAUGGUAGAGGGAAUUUAAUGCAGAUAAGUGUGUGGUGUUGCACUUAGGCAGGACCAACAAGAGUAGGUCUUGCACAGUGAAUGGUAGGGCACUGAGGAGUGAGGUAGAACAAAUAGGAAUACAGAUCCAUAAUUCAUCGAAAGUGGCAUCAUAGGUAGAUAUGUUGGUAAAGAAAGCUUUUGGCACAUUGGCCUUCAUAAAUCAAUGCAUUAAGUAUAGAUAGGAUAUUAUGUUGAAAUUGUUUAAAACAUUGAUGAGGCUAAGUUUGGAGUAUUGUAUGCAGUCAUUGGUCACCAACUUACAGGAAAGAUGUAAUCAAGGUUGAAAGAAUACUGUGAAAAUUUACAUGAAUGUUGCUGGGUCUGGAGUACCUGAGAUAUAAGGAAGGACUGAAUAGGUUGGGACAGUGUUCCUAUGAGAGCAGGAAAGUGAGAGGAGAUUUGAUAGAGGUAUGCAAAAUUAUGAGGGGUAAAGAUAGGGUAAUUGCAAGUAGGCUUUUUCCACUGAGGUUGGGUGGGACUACCAUUAGAGGUCAUAUAACCAUGUAGCCAUAUAACCAUAUAACAAUUACAGCACGGAAACAGGCCAUCUCGGUCCUUCUAGUCCGUGCUGAACUCUUACUCUCACCUAGUCCCACCGACUUGCACUCAGCCCAUAACCCUCCAUUCCUUUCCUGUCCAUAUAUCUAUCCAAUUUAACUUUAAAUGACAACAUCGAACCUGCCUCAACCACUUCUGCUGGAAGCUCGUUCCACACAGCUACCACUCUCUGAGUAAAGAAGAUCCCCCUUGUGUUACCCCUAAACUUUUGCCCCUUAAAUCUCAACUCGUGUCCUCUUAUUUGAAUCUCCCCUACUCUCAAUGGAAAUGGGUUAAGGGUGAAAAGUUUAAGGGCAACAUGAGGGGAAACUUCUUCACUCAGAGGGUAAUUAAAGUGUGGAAUAAGCUGCUGACAUAGUGGGGUACAUGCAAGCUUGAUUUUCAAUGUUUAAGUGACAUUUGGAUAGUUACAAAGAUGGGAGGGGUACGAAGAGCUCUGGUCCCAGUGCAAAUUGAUGGGAAUAAGCAGUUUAAGUGGUUAGGCAUGGACUAGAUGGGUCGAAGGGCCUUUUUCUGUGCUCUACUUUUCUAUCACUGUAAACAUUUCAUCUUUCAUCCUUAACCUAUGACAUCUAGUUCUAGUUUCACCGAAUCUCAGUGGAAAAAGCCUACUUGCAUUUACCCUUUAUAAUUUUGUGUACCUCUAUCAAAUCUCCCCUCAUUCUCCUACGCCCCAGGGAAUAAAGUCUGAACCUGUUCAACCUUUCCCAAAACGGUGCCCUGUUAGGAGAAGAAGCUGCUUGUAGAAUGUUGGGUCUAAUCUCCUCUAUGUCCUCUCUACUGGUCGCCCUGGAAAGGGAGCAUGGCUUGGGUGGUGAGGGCACUUGGUGAUGUCUGUCCACACGCUCCGUGAUUAUCACUGUGCACUAGUUUUGAAUAUUUACUAUUGGACCAUGGAGACAGCUCAGCCUUGUCCCAACCAAACAUUUCUUCUGGACUCCAUGGUUCUGCAGUUAUUUCUCUGACACUGGUUGAUCUCUUUCCAGUUCCCUGUCCUUAUCUGGUUCACCCUCACUCGUAUAGCGUUAUGGUCUUAAGGAAUGGUAUACAAUGUCUUGAUACUUCCAUCCCCCGCUGGGAAGACCCAAGGGACUGUACUUGAGUUCAUGAGGCAAGUUGGGCUUCUUUGUCUUCCUUGAAAAGAGACCCAAUCAGUUCCUCUGCACUCGCACAACCCAUGGGUGAACUUGUUCUCACAGUCGUGGAGCUGUACAGCACAGAAAGAAGCCCUUUGGCCCAUCUGGUCUGUGCUGAACUGUUAUUUUGCCUCAUCCCAUUGACCUGCGUCUGAUCCAUAGCCGUUCAUACCUCUCCCAUCCAGGUACCUUCCCAGCUUCUCUUUAAUGCUUCAAUCCAGAAGCAUCCACUGUUUCUGCUGGCUGCUCGUUCCACACUCACACCACCCUGUGAGUGAAGAACUUUCCCCCCAGGUUCCUCUUAAAUAUUUCACCUUUCAGCCUUGCCCAUGACCUCUAUUUGUAGUCCCACCCAACCUCCAUAUAAAAAGCCUGCUUGCAUUUACCCUAUCUAUACCUCUCAGAGCUUUGUAUACCACGGUCAAAUAUCCCCUCAAGCUUCUACAUUUCAAGCAGUAAAGUUGAACGAUUCAAUAUUCCCUUGUAACUCAGGUUUUCCACAGCCACAACAUCGCUGUCAUUCUCAGUACUCCUUCAGUCCGAUGUGUAGGGCAUGUCACCUUCUUCACUCAGGGCUCUGGUCCAGGUGCAGGUUGAUGGGACCAGGCAGAGUUAAUCAGCACGGAGUAGAUAGGCUGAAGGGCCUGUUUCUGUUCGGAAGUGUUCUGUGACUCUCUGUUCCAUAUUCUUGCUAGUGUCAACAUGCACCAUAGACACGACAGCAAAAAACUGCCCCAACCAGCUGGUGAUAUUAUCUAGCCUCACCCUAUUGGAGAUAUUCCAUGUAUUCAGCCCCACUCAAUCCCAGUUCUCCUCCACUCAAAAUUAGCUUGUGUUCUUGGAGGCACAGGAGACUGUUGAUCAUAAGAUAUAGGAGCAGGUUUUAGGCAAUUUGGCCUGCUAAAUCUUCCCCACCAUUCUAUCAUGGCUGCUUUAUUAACCCUCCUAACCCCAUUCUCCUGCCCUCUCCCCAUAACCUUUGAUGCUCUAACUAAUCAAGACCCUAUCAACCUCAGUUUUAAAUAUACCCAAUCAGUUUCUCUCUACAACUCCUAUGGCAAUUGGUGGGAGGGCAGGGAGAAGAAAUAACCUGAAGUUAGAGAAAAAGAGAUGUUUAAGCCAUCAGGUUGGAGACUCCGAGAGUGGCCUCACUGUAGCAGUGAGGGAUGCCAUGGACCGAUAUAUCAGAUUGAGAAUGGCAAGUAACUCUGGCAAAAGAAACUCCUCCACACCUCUGUUCUAAAGGGAUGUUCUUCUAUUCUGCAACUGUGGCCUCGAGGACUAUAGACUCCCCCACUGUAGGAAAUACCCUUGCCACAUACACUCUGUCUAGUCCAUUCAGCAGGUUUCAAUUAGAUCACCUUCAUUCUUCUAAACUCCAGCAAUUAGAGAUCCAGAGCCAUCCAAUAGUCCUCAUACAUUAACCCUUUCAUUUCUGGAAUACAUCUUGUGAACUUCUGCUAUCCAAUGCCAGUACAUCUUUUCUGAUAUAAGGGCCCAAAACUACUCUCAAUAUUCUGAGUCCAGUCUGACCAGUGCCUUAUACAGCCUCACCAUUACAUCCCUGCUUUUGUGUUCUAGUCCUCUUGAAAUGAAGGCUAAAAUUACAUUUGUUCUCCUUACUACCAACGCAACUUGCAAGUUAAACUUUAGCGAAUCCUACACAAGGACUGCCAAAUUCUUUUGCACCUCUGAUUUUUGAAUUUUCUCUCUUCCCCCCCUCCCCCAGCCAUUUAGGACAGCGUCUACACCUUUAUUCCAUCUUCCAAAAUGGAUGACUAUAUACUUCCAUCCACUGUAUUCCAUCUGCCACUUCUUUAGUCCAUUAUCCCAAUCUUUCUUAAGUCCUAAACUGUUCUGCAUUGUCCCUGCUUCCUCAACACGACCUGCCCCUCUCUUUGCGAUGUCCGCAAACAUGGCCAAAAAGCCUUCAAUUCUGUCAGACAGAUCAUUGAUGUACAACAUGAAAGGAAGUGGUCCCUGUGGAACACCACUGGCAGCUGUAUUAGCAUGGGAUCUUGUUUAGCACCCUCAUAUAUGUCACCUUGUCAGAUUUUCUGAAAAUCCAAGUAAACAACAUCCACUGACUCUCCUUUGUCUAUCCUGCUGGGUUAUUUCCUCAAAGAAUUCCAACAGGUUUGUCAGGUAAGAUUUCCCCUUUAGGACAUGUUCUGACUUUGGCAUAUUUUAUCAUGUGCUUCCAAGUACCUCAAAACUUCAUCCUUAAUAAUGGACUGCAACAUCUUCCCAACCACUGAAGUCAUGCUAACUGAUGCUUUGACAAAGGCCUUCUGUCUCUGGGAUUAACUCAGCUUCUCUCUCUGUAGAUGCUGGUUAACCUGCUGAUUCUUUUCAACCUACUCAGUUUUAUGUCAGGUUUUAGUCAUCUGCAGUUUUUUAUUGAGCACCUAUUGAAGUUGUAUCCAGAAUAUUCAGUAUUUAUUGAUGUAGCUACAUUUCAAUAAUAGCAAGGUUAUUCUCUGCGCUGAUUUUGAUAUUCCAGAACUGCAUACCGCAGAGGUGUCACUAUGUAUUGGAGUACUUGUGUCAGUGUGCACUGCUGGAGAACUGAAUAAAUUUGAAUGUGUA
Mobula hypostoma (lesser devil ray) is the source of this 8133-nucleotide messenger RNA. Its product is annotated as tripartite motif-containing protein 16-like. Lineage: Eukaryota; Metazoa; Chordata; Chondrichthyes; Myliobatiformes; Myliobatidae. The record is from RefSeq and is a predicted model, not a curated record. The coding region runs from base 207 to 1907 and encodes 566 amino acids. The transcript is spliced from 6 exons. Gene Ontology annotation, molecular function: protein binding; zinc ion binding.